UCUUGUUUGUUAGUCUUUCUUUUACAGAUGGGGGAAACUUCUGGCUCUAUGUCCCCUGCCUGUGCCACACAUUGCAUUUAAGACAUGACAAUCCAGCUAAUCACAAUUUAAAUUGUUGUCCGACCACACAUCUAAGCAAUUCAUGGUAUCUCAAAACACAGAAUAAGCUACAAAAGAUAUUCCACAAAAAAUGCAUAAUAACUUUGUGGCUGGUUGCUAUGAUGCCAAUAAUUGAACAUGUGGCCAUGUGUGCCCCUGCGGCUGGGAGCCUGGGGGAUCCUGACAAUAAAGUGUAGCGAGAUCUGAUGCUGGAUCCCCCAACCACGCUUUGCAAGUGAGCCAUGGCAGGAAGUGUGGUUGUGUGGAUCAUACAUCAGAUCUCAUUGCACCUCUACCUGGAUGUCUGGCAGUGCCUAAAAUGCUUCAGGCUUUCUACAAAGAGAGCAACUUUGGAGUUAAACAAUGUUUUAAUUGUUACAGGUUAGCUUAAAUGCUGACUGAACCCUCUAUUUCUUUUUUCCUCAUGGGAGAAAGGCAUCUGAUUGCUUAUUAUAGUUAGCGAGUAUUGGUAAAGUAAAAAAUAUAUGGGACCUGCUGAGGCAUUCAAUGGAGAAGGAGAGCAUGAAGUAAACACUUGUCAAAUGGAAUUUGAUCAGUUUGUGGAAGGGUUUGUCUGACCUGGUCGCCAGCCGCAGCAAGGGACUCGAUGACCCCGUGUUGCUAUGGGUCAGAAUCCAGGCUCAGCUGCACUGAUCCUCCAUUGCCAAAUCCCAAUCUGAGCAGGACUCUGGACUCUACACUUCCUGCCCAUCCCACCCUGCCAAGUCUCAUUGCAAAAGAGCUAAUGUGGAAAAAGCAAGACCUCUGACCCCUGCUCUCUCUAUAUUAACGUGGCAUAAUCACUUAGAUUCCAGAUGAGCAUCUUCUCCUUCCUCUGCCUAUAAGAGACAGGUUUCUGUACCUAUUGCUCUGAACUUGUACUACAAACCAUGCUUCUGUCCAGGGCAGUGGCUAUAGCCCUUGUAAUGCUUCUCAGCACCAGUUUCUCUGAAGUGAGUGCGAAGACAAUUGAAAAGAGACAUGUCCGUCGUGACUGGCUGGUCAUACCUGACACAAUUGCAUAUUACAUAUAUGAAUCCGUGAACAAAGUGUCGCCUACGGUUGGGCAGUUCUUGGUAGAUGCUGUUCGGAUGCCAGUCAUCGCUGAGAUAAGGAACCUUUUGAUGAAGGAAACUGCUAAAAUCACUGUGAUGGCUGAACAACUGGUGGAAAAAAUAAAGGGUGUGUGGAAGAAUGGGGAAGCCUAAGUAGCGAGAUCAAGACAAGUCACAGCCUCUGGAUGUGUAGCCAGUUUUCGACAGUGUCCUCUCUCCCUAUGGACUGAGAUCCCUUGUGAGCAGAAUAUUCCUCAUAUUCCACAAUAUUGCCACUAGAGGGGGUGGAAGCUUUAAAGACUAGGGAACCCAUAACCUUGAAGAAAAAAAUGUGGUACUAAAACAGAGCUGCAAGUAGCUGUAUUUCUGUAGCUGUUUAGGAAGCCAAUUUCUCCUUUAACAGUAUAACCCUUUCUAAUAAAACUUUGAUUGCAUUACAGUU
This is a messenger RNA of Alligator sinensis (Chinese alligator), 1596 nucleotides long. RefSeq names its product apovitellenin-1-like. Gene Ontology annotation, molecular function: enzyme inhibitor activity. Gene Ontology annotation, biological process: lipid metabolic process. Gene Ontology annotation, cellular component: chylomicron. Lineage: Eukaryota; Metazoa; Chordata; Crocodylia; Alligatoridae. The record is from RefSeq and is a predicted model, not a curated record. The transcript has 4 exons. Bases 990 to 1307 code for a protein of 105 amino acids.